AUGGCGCGGCGGAUCCAUUUGCCAUCUCCUCUCUUCUUCCUCCUCCGCGCCGUCCGUCUCGCGCUCCACCGCCGCACCCGCUCCGCAGCCGUUCCAAGGCUUUCUGUUGCCAACUCCGGAAGAGCCCUCCCGUCCUCGCUGUGGGGCACGUCGUUGCCGGCCCGGACGCCACCGUGGAAUGGUGAACAUGAGACUGCAGAAGAACAGGAAACAGGGCCAGCAUUACCAGAUCCUGUGGAUGCACCCAAGGAUGCUUCCAAGGAAAACGUUAGCCCCACCAAGGAAUCUGAUGAGGUUCAAGACAAUGGGGAGGUACCACUGAAGUUCAGAAACUACCUUCCUCAUGAUGAGCGACUUCGAGGCGGUAAGGUGGCUCCUCUGUCUCUUCCCAAGUUUGAAGAUCCAAUCGCUGCUGAUGCUGCUGAGCCAAAGCAGCUCGAGAACCCUUUUGGGAACAUUGCUCCAAAGAACCCAAACUGGGAUCUGAAACGGGACGUGCAGAAGAGGAUCGACAAGCUGGAGAAGCGCACGCAGAAAGCUCUGGCUGAGAUCGCAUUGGAGCAGCAAAAGGAGAAAGAGGCGCUGGAAGAAGGAAGCGAUGCAGCUCAGGAGUGA
Triticum urartu is the source of this 615-nucleotide messenger RNA. Lineage: Eukaryota; Viridiplantae; Streptophyta; Magnoliopsida; Poales; Poaceae. The record is from RefSeq and is a predicted model, not a curated record.